Rasamsonia emersonii CBS 393.64 is the source of this 1122-nucleotide messenger RNA. Its product is annotated as KRR1 small subunit processome component. The coding region runs from base 1 to 1122 and encodes 373 amino acids. Gene Ontology annotation, molecular function: RNA binding. The transcript is spliced from 3 exons. Gene Ontology annotation, cellular component: nucleolus; small-subunit processome. The record is from RefSeq and is a predicted model, not a curated record. Lineage: Eukaryota; Fungi; Ascomycota; Eurotiomycetes; Eurotiales; Trichocomaceae.
AUGCCGUCCACAUACAAAAAGGACAAGCCGUGGGAUACGGACGAUAUCGAUAAGUGGAAAAUCGAAGAGUUCAAGCCGGAAGACAACCUCGGAGGCACGUUCGCAGAAGAAUCGUCUUUUGCCACGCUUUUCCCCAAGUAUCGAGAAGUAUAUCUGAAGGAAGCAUGGCCAGUGGUCACCAAAGCGCUAGAAAAGCAUGGCAUUGCCUGUGUGCUAGACUUGGUCGAAGGUAGCAUGACGGUGAAGACGACUCGGAAGACGUACGACCCUGCGGCCAUUCUCAAAGCACGCGAUCUCAUCAAGCUCCUUGCCAGAAGUGUUCCUGUACAACAGGCCCUUAAAAUUCUGGAGGACGGAGUCGCAUGCGACAUCAUCAAGAUCCGGAACCUCGUCAGAAAUAAAGAGCGAUUCGUCAAGCGACGACAGCGGAUCCUGGGCCCGUCGGGAUCGACCCUCAAGGCGCUCGAGCUUUUGACGAGCACGUACAUUCUGGUUCAGGGCAACACCGUCUCCGUCAUGGGGCCCUACAAGGGUUUGAAGGAGGUGCGGCGUGUCGUGGAGGACUGCAUGCACAACAUCCACCCGAUCUACCAUAUCAAGGAAUUGAUGAUUAAACGGGAGCUGGCCAAGGACCCGAAGCUGGCCCAUGAGUCCUGGGACCGGUUCCUGCCCAACUUCAAGAAACGGACUCUGUCGAAGCGCCGCAAGCCAUACAAGGUCACCGACAAGUCGAAGAAAGUCUACACACCGUUCCCGCCGCCUCAGGAGAAGAGCAAGAUCGAUUUGCAGCUCGAGUCGGGCGAGUACUUCCUGUCGAAGGAAGCCAAGGAGCGGGCGCGCAAGGAGGAGAUUGCGGAGAGACAGCGCGAGAAGAGAGAGGAGAAGAUGAAGGAGCGCGCGAAGGACUUUAUUCCACCGGAGGAGGAGACCCCUGCCGAAAAAGAGAAGAAGGAGAAGAAGAAAAAAGAAAAGAAGGAGAAGAAAGAGAAGAAAGAGAAGAAGCGGAAGCGCGACGAGGACGAUGGCGAUGUCGACGGGGCAUCCGACCACGAAAAGAAAAAGAAAAAGAGCAAGAAGAGCAAGACGAAAGCGGAUUCUGCAGAGGAAGAUUCGUCUUCCUAA